AUGUCCUCCUUAGAUAAAGACGUUCAACACUUGUCUUUAAACAGAACCCUCUCCAACACCUCGUCUGUGGUAAGCACCAAACACGAUUAUGUCGACCGGCCUUUCAGCGGUAAAAAGGAACAGUUUGACCAGGUAUUGGAUAUUCUUGAUAACACCGGCUUCAUCCCAGAGCCAUUAAUCGAGUCGGAAACCAAGUGGUUCUAUGAAUCCUUGGGCAUCGACGACGUGUUUUUUGCCCGAGAGUCUGCCGAAGGCAUUGCUAGCCACAUCCACUCAUUAUACGCGUGUAAGGUUCAGGCGUAUUCCAAUGACAUCGCUGACAAGCCUUUGAUCCAGUACAAGCGCGAAGCCGAAGACCACGCGGUGUUCUUUGAUACCGCGUCUGUGGAUGGAAGCGAUUCAAGAUCCAGUUUUGAGGCCCGAAUCGAUGAUCGGUAUAUCGAUCCAUCGUCGUCGGUGUCCAACAGCUACCGGGCAGAGUUCUUCUCGGCGCGGUUGAACUACCAAACCGACCCGAUUUUGGCAGGUAUCUACGAGAAGAACCACCUGAUUCAGAACCAGUUGGUCAGAUGUCACUUUAUCUAUAAAAACAACUACGAUAACCAGUCGGUGUCACCACUGGAAACAGACAUUUCCAAGAUCGGGGACUCGACGUUUUUGAAGAUCGCUUCGAAAAACACCAAGAGGUUGUACCAGGAGAUCAUCCAUGGUGUGCUUAGUACCACGGGUCCGGUGAUUAGACACUAUCCCAUUGAGGACUCGGAGGAGUACAGAGUGAUCAUUGGCUUCAAGCAGAAGUCGGCUUCACGGUACAACUCGGCCUUGACGGACUUGACCAACUACUAUCACUUGCAAGUCACCAGAAAGUACGUGGAGCAGUUUGCCAAUGGGGUCACGGUGAUUUCUAUGUACAUCACUUCGAAGCAUCAAAGAAGUCCAGUGGAUUUGUCGAUUUACCAGGUGAUUAAAGAGGCUUCUUUGUUGUACUCAAUUCCUUACAACUACUUCCACAGCGACUUUAUCAAGGGUGAUUUGUCGAUCCAAGAGUCUAUCUAUGCCCACUGUGGGGUGAUCUUUGUCACCCAUUUCUUGAACCGGUUGGGUCCAGAAUAUAACAAGUUGACCUCUUUGUUGGAUCCUUCCAAGUCUACUCAGCAUGCUGAGGUUUUGAGUAGUUUAAAAAAGAGAUUGAGAGCUGAAACCUACACCCAAAAUUACAUUAAAGAAGUGUUUGAAUCCAGAAAGGAAAUCAUCAAGAAGUUGUAUCGUCAAUUUGCUGAUGUUCAUUAUAUCAGAUCCUCUAUGGAAAAGACUUUGUCUUACCAAAGAAUUAGUCAAAUCACUCCAUUUGCUAACGAAGAAGAGUUUGAAACAAUCUUGAGCCGGGAAUGUUCUCAGAACGAACACCAUGUUUUGGUCUUGAGAGCUUUAUAUGUGUUCAACAAGCACAUCUUGAAGACCAACUUCUAUACCUCUACCAAGGUUGCUUUAUCUUUUAGAUUGGACCCUUCAUUUUUGCCCCAAUCGGAAUACCCUGAUACUCCUUUCGGUAUGUUCUUUGUGGUAGGUAAUGAAUUUAGAGGUUUCCACAUUAGAUUUAGAGAUAUUGCCAGAGGUGGUAUCAGAAUUGUUAGAUCUAGAUCCGAUGAUGCCUACAAUGUCAACGUUAGAAACUUGUUUGAUGAGAAUUAUAACUUGGCUAGUACUCAACAAAGAAAGAACAAAGACAUCCCUGAAGGUGGUUCCAAGGGGGUCAUAUUAUUGGAUCCUGGUAGUUCCCAAGAAAGACCUGAAGCAAACUUUCAGAAAUACAUCGAUGCCUUGAUCGACUUGUUAUUGAAGCAAAAUAUUCCAGGCGUUAAGGAUAACUACAUUGACUUGUACAAUAAGCCCGAAAUUUUAUUCUUGGGACCUGAUGAAGGUACCGCUGGAUACGUUGAUUGGGCUACUUUACAUGCAAAGAGCAGAGGGGCUCCAUGGUGGAAAUCUUUCUUGACUGGUAAAUCCCCAACCAUUGGUGGUAUUCCACACGAUGUUUAUGGUAUGACCAGUUUAUCUGUAAGAGCAUAUGUGAACAAAAUUUAUGAACAAUUAAAGAUUGAAAGUGCUUCUAUUAAAAAGAUUCAAACUGGUGGACCAGAUGGAGAUUUGGGAAGCAAUGAAAUCUUAUUAUCAAGAGAUGAACAGUACGUUGGCAUUGUUGAUGGUUCUGGUGUUAUUGCUGAUCCUAACGGAUUAGACAAGCAGGAGUUAUUGAGAUUAGCAAAGGAAAGAAAGAUGAUUGACAGUUUCGAUGCCUCCAAGUUAUCAGAUCUUGGUUACAGAGUGUUGGUUGAUGAUGUUGAUGUUAAGUUACCAAACGGAUAUCUUGUCACUUCCGGUGUGUCAUUCAGAAACACUUUCCACUUAAAGAUCAAAGAGGUCUUUGGUGUUAAUUUGGUUGAUUUAUUCGUUCCAUGUGGUGGAAGACCAUCUGCCAUUGACACCAAUAAUGUUCAUGAUUUAAUUGACGGAAAGACUGGUAAAUCUGUUAUUCCAUACAUUGUUGAAGGUGCUAACUUGUUUAUCACCCAAUCGGCUAAAAUCAUUUUGGAACAAGCUGGGUGUGUUAUUUUCAAAGAUGCUUCUACAAACAAGGGUGGUGUUACGUCUUCUUCCUUGGAGGUUUUGGCAUCUUUGUCUUUUGAUGACAAGGGAUUCCUGACUCAUAUGUGUGUUGAUUCCAAAACCCAUGAAAUCCCACAAUUCUAUCAAGAAUACGUUAAACAAGUGCAGAAGAUUAUUGUCGAAAAUGCCCAGAAUGAAUUUCAAGUGUUAUGGAACUUGAAGAAAGACACUGGUUUAACCUUCACCGAAUUGUCUGAUAAGUUGUCGGUUACCAUCAACAAGUUAGCUGACGAAUUGGCCAAUUCUAAGGAAUUAUGGAACGAGGACACUGAAUUCAGAGAUGCCGUGUUAUUGGAUUCGUUGCCUCCAUUAUUAUUGAAGGAAAUUGGUAUUGAAAAGAUCCUCGAAAGAGUUCCUGAAACUUACUUAAAGGCCUUAUUUGCAACGCACUUGGCUUCCAGGUUUGUCUACUCGAGAGGUAUUGAUUCUAACCCUGCCAAAUUCCUUGAAUUCAUUUCUUCCACUAGAAAGGAAUACAAGAAGAAAGGAUUCCUUAAUUAG
Molecule: messenger RNA, 3168 nt
Organism: Yamadazyma tenuis ATCC 10573
Lineage: Eukaryota; Fungi; Ascomycota; Pichiomycetes; Serinales; Debaryomycetaceae
Gene: GDH2
Product: glutamate dehydrogenase (NAD(+))
Cellular component (GO): mitochondrion
Molecular function (GO): L-glutamate dehydrogenase (NAD+) activity
Source: RefSeq, a predicted model, not a curated record